AUGGCUUCUAAGGUCGAAGUGCCCCUUACCACAUGGGAACGUCUCCAGAAGUACCAGGACACCUUCUCUGCUGCUCUUCGUCAUCCUGAUGCUCCUGAAUGGUACAGCAAGGAACACAAUGAGAAGCUGAAGAAGGACCUUCUCUGGGGUGCUCCAUACGAUGCUCGCUUCCCACAGAUCCGUAAGCAGAGACAAUGCUUCGCCUACUAUGUUGAUUUCCAUCGUUGUAACGAGCUUAUGGGACAAGACUAUAAGCCAUGCAAGUUUUUCCAGAACGUUUACAAGGACUUCUGCCCCAACUUCUGGAUCGAGAAAUGGGAUGAGCUCCUCGCUGAAGGACGUUUCCCAGCCAAGUUCGACCGCUAA
This is a messenger RNA of Auanema sp. JU1783, 366 nucleotides long. The record is from the annotation of a GenBank genome assembly. NCBI's taxonomy places the organism in Eukaryota, Metazoa, Nematoda, Chromadorea, Rhabditida, Rhabditidae.